AUGAGUGGACGGGAGGGAGACGAGAGCUCCAAUGGCUUUUCUUUGGAUAAAGAAUUCCUCCGUUCAUUGAAAGGAAAGCUUUUGCUAGCAGAGCUGGUUCUCUGCUUUGUGAUAUUUAUCUGUUUUGCUGCAUCCAUAUCCUCCUAUUUGGCGGCACCACUAAUUGAACUCAUCAUCACCCUCAUUUUCCUUAUCCUCUACUCAAGUCAUUACAAUGAGCGCCUCACCGCCCUCAACUGGCCCUGCACGGAUUUCCUGCGCUGUGUCUCAGCUGCUGUCAUUUUUCUGGUAGUCUCCAUUGUGGCUGCAGCCCGGAGUUCAGGAGAUGGAGGGGCUAUUACUGCAGCUCUUUUUGGCUUCAUAUUGGUUGGUGUGUUCUCUUAUGAUGCAUACAGCAUAUACAAAAUGGAGAUUAUCGACAAAUCAGCAGAGAGAGGUGCUGCUGAUGUGUGA
Molecule: messenger RNA, 453 nt
Organism: Staurois parvus
Lineage: Eukaryota; Metazoa; Chordata; Amphibia; Anura; Ranidae
Source: the annotation of a GenBank genome assembly